ACUGUGUGGCAGCUCUGUGUAGCCGCGUUUAUUUAUUGCACAUUUCCAAUGAAAUUUAAGUAAUUUGUUGAAAUAGCUAGCAUGGAGGUGGAAUUUAGCAAGGAAAACUUUCUGCUGCCCGAAAUAAAAUAUGAAUAUUUGGACCACACAGCCGAUGUGCAACUUCAUGCCUGGGGCUCCACGCUGCAGGAGGCGUUCGAACAAUGCGGGAUGGCUAUGUUUGGUUAUAUGACCGAACUGGAUUAUGUGACUGUCGAGACGUGCUACGAGAUCGAAGCGAAAGGCGACGAUAUUAAAGGACUAUUGUUUCAUUUUCUGGACGAACUGCUCUUUUUGUUCUCCGCCGAACCGUAUUUGGUGGGCAAGAAACUGGAAAUCACAAAAUUUGAUAUGGACAAUCUUGAAAUAGUCUGCCGAUGCUAUGGCGAACCCUUUGAAUUGGGAAAGCAUCCACAGGGGACGGAAGUAAAGGCAAUCACAUAUUCGGCCAUGGAAGUGGUGCAGGACGUGGAGCGAAGUAACUUUGAAGUGUUUGUUAUAAUUGAUAUUUGAGGCGUAAAAAGGGUAUUAAAUGAAUUUUGACAUUGUU
Messenger RNA from Scaptodrosophila lebanonensis, 589 nucleotides. It is a transcript of the gene Archease, whose product is annotated as protein archease-like. Gene Ontology annotation, biological process: tRNA splicing, via endonucleolytic cleavage and ligation. The record is from RefSeq and is a predicted model, not a curated record. The transcript is spliced from 3 exons. The coding region runs from base 82 to 552 and encodes 156 amino acids. NCBI's taxonomy places the organism in Eukaryota, Metazoa, Arthropoda, Insecta, Diptera, Drosophilidae. Gene Ontology annotation, cellular component: tRNA-splicing ligase complex.